GGAAAACAAAUUUUCACAUAUAUAAUAAUGAUUUUAUUUAGAUUAAGUUACAAAAAAAUAUAUUUGGUUUUAAAUUGGUCAAAAAAAGUCCAAAAUAUAAAUAUAUAGUGCAACAAAAAUUAGAUAAUCAAAGUAUAAAAAGAGGUUUUAUUUACAUAUUUCUUCCUGAAAAAGUGACUGUUUGCAAAUGAAUUAAUGGAUCCUUUUGAAAAAAAAGUUAUGAUUAUUUAUAUUAGAAAUGAUAAAUAUAUUCUUUCUUUCUUUUUUUUUUUUUGAAGAACUACAAACUUCAGUUGCAGCCCCAAAUGAAGACAACGAGUAUGUCGAAGUCAUCAUAGGUGUCUUAACAGCUGUAAUGUUGUUAUUGAUUGGAGUUUUUGUGAUUAUACUUGUCUUAAGUCGUAGACAAAAACACCAAGGCUCCCCAACAACCAUACUGAGAAAUCCUUUUGGUGUCACAAUAAACAUGAAGGAUUUGCUGAUGAAUCUUUCACCUCUAAAUACAAGUAUGGUUCAUGUCAGCUCUCAGCCUACACCUGCUAGCCAAGACCCCUCAUCAGAUCAGUCUUCAAUGUGUUUUGAGGCUACACAGCACUAUCAUACACCAUUAGUAAGCCCAUAUUAUUCCUCUGCACCCGCCUACACCAGUGUAAGAACUGAGUCACCAAUUCAUACAAGUGGGCAAGAAGAGAUAGUACAGAAUGAAGGAAUAGUAAAAGAAAGUGAUGAAGAAUCACAGACCCAAACAAAAAGCAUGACUGCUUCAAGAAGUUUGGGAAGAGGAACAGCAAGUCCUUAUGCAGUUACAGGACCAGGGUCACCUGUGAGAAAAAGAUACCAUACAGCUCCUCGUGAGAAGCAUAGAAUGGCACCUCCAGCUGUUUCAUGGAAUAUAGCACCUAGUAUGGGACAACCAUACAAAUGUAGAGAAGGAGAACUUGUUCCAAUUCCACGUUAUUGCCUUCGAGUUACCCAGCACUUGGGCACUUGUCAUGUUGGAGAGGUAUUAAUGUGUGAAAUGGAUGGAGAAGAAGUUGGAAAAGGAAGAGUCCUUGUGAAAAUUAUGAGAGGUGAAUGUGUACGAGAGGCAAAAUUGUUAUCAAGUCUCAAUGACCAAAAUGUUGUAAGGACAUUGGGUGUCUGUACUACUGAGCAACCACCCUGGGUUGUAACUGAAUUUCCAGCUGAGUUGGGUGACCUUCAUCAUUUGCUUGUCAACAAUGACUCAAUAAAAAAUUGCUUAGUGGCAAGAGGCUAUACAGUAAAAAUUUCAGAUGUUGCAAUAUGUAAUCCAGAUUACGAGAAUGAUUACAGUGCUAUAGGUGGUCGACCUCCAGCACCUAUUAGAUGGAUGCCUUGGGAGAGCAUUCUUUUGGAUCGACACACGUGUGCUAGCAGUGUUUGGUCUUUCGCUGUUACUCUGUGGGAAAUAAUGAGCAGAUGUUCACAAAGGCCAUUUGAGACUCUCACGAAUGAUGAAGUAGUUCAAAAUGCUGAACAAAUGUACUAUGGAGGAGAAUUACCGAACUCUGGACACCUGCACCAGCCUUCUCCAACUCUGAUUAUCUUAGGCUACUGCUUUCCGGUUAGCUGCUGCAUUAAGCUCUGCAGCAUCUUUGUUGAUCCUAAAUAUCCACCUGGUUUAUGGCUUCCCACAUGGUCUCGAGCCAAGUGUGCAUUCAUUGCAGUAUAG
Molecule: messenger RNA, 1693 nt
Organism: Nezara viridula (southern green stink bug)
Lineage: Eukaryota; Metazoa; Arthropoda; Insecta; Hemiptera; Pentatomidae
Source: the annotation of a GenBank genome assembly